Molecule: messenger RNA, 1539 nt
Organism: Meira miltonrushii
Lineage: Eukaryota; Fungi; Basidiomycota; Exobasidiomycetes; Exobasidiales; Brachybasidiaceae
Product: MFS general substrate transporter
Exons: 1
Coding region: 1-1539 (512 amino acids)
Biological process (GO): transmembrane transport
Cellular component (GO): membrane
Molecular function (GO): transmembrane transporter activity
Source: RefSeq, a predicted model, not a curated record
AUGACGACAGAGAAUCAGCUGGAGAAAGGUCAACACCAGCAAGGGACAGAAUCACCGAUUUCAACACCAUCACUGCAUGACAAUACACCCGAUCAAGAUGAUAUCUCUGAACCCAAAUCAGAAAAGCAUGCAAAAGAUGAUGGAAUACUAGUAGAAUUCUCAAAAGACUCUCACGAUCCUUCCAAUCCGGCAACAUUUUCAAACUUAAAGAAAUGGUGGAUAAUAGCGGUAAUUUCAACAACCAGUACAAUGGUAACAUGUGCAUCUUCCGUCGUAUCGACAGGCUAUCAAGGAAUCGAAAUGGAUCUACACGUCAGCCAUGAAGUUGCAAUUUUGGGAUUGUCAUUAUUCGUUUUAGGGUUGGGUUCUGGACCGAUCUUCUUGGCACCUUUUUCGGAAUUUUAUGGGAGAAGGCCAGUUUAUCUAUUAAGUUUAACAGCAUUCUUCUUACUCGGCUUCCCGGUCGCUUUUGCAAAUAAUCCUGCCGUAUUCUUUAUAUUUCGCUACCUAACCGGUUUCGCUGGAAGUGCAUUUUUGAGUGUAGCAGGAGGUUCGAUCACCGAUAUGUAUUCACCGAAAUAUUCCUUUUUUCCAAUGGCCGUUUAUACUUCUUCACCUUUUAUGGGUCCCGUCUUGGGUCCUGUUUAUAGUGGAUUCGUCGUUCAAUUUGCUGAUUGGAGAUGGUCAUUCCGGGUAAUCAUCAUUUGGUCUUUCGUUCAAUUGAUCUUGGUCGCCUUUACACCAGAAACAUUUCCGCCGCAACUGCUCAUUCAAAAAGCACGCAGGAUACGCAAAGAGACGGGAAAUAACUCUUAUUAUGCUCAACACGAAAGAGACCUUGCGGCAAAGAGUCUCGUCAAAACAAUCGCUGUGAGCGGAUCAAGAGUGUUUUUGUUACUCGCACUAGAACCAAUGCUGCUCUUGCUCUGUCUAUGGUGCGCAAUCCUUCUUGGAAUCCUCUACCUAUUCUUUGAGUUGUUCCCGAUCGUUUUUGCCAAGCACAACUUUAACGAUUACCAAAAUGGGUUAAGCUUUUUAGGUCUAGGGAUUGGAGUAAUGAGCGGUGUCGUUUUGAUGAAAUUUUGGUUUGCAAAACGAUAUACGAGAUUAUCAGAAAAGAAUGGCGGAAAAGCACCACCCGAAGCACGUUUAGAUCCUGCUAAAUUGGGUGCAAUCUUGUGUCCCAUAGGUCUUUUCAUCUUUGCAUUCACUUCUUAUCGAAACGUUCAUUGGAUCGCUCCAAUUAUUGGCUCAAUUCCAUUCGGUGUCGGUUUCUUGUUGAUUUUUACCUCCGUUUUCACUUUCACGACCGAUAAUUGGCGUCCUGUUGCCGCUUCAGGUAUGGGUGCAAAUUCUGUUGCACGUUCAAUUUUUGCUGCCGCUUUCCCACUCUUUGCAACUCAAAUGGCAAGCAGACUUACAACAACAGGAGCAGCAGCUUUACUGGCAGGUUUGAAUGUUGUCAUCAUCCCGCUCCCUUUCGUCUUUGCUCGUUAUGGACCGCAACUAAGAGCAAAGAGCAAAUAUGCUAUGAAAUAG